GCAAUCAGGGAAACCCAAAAACGUGAGGAGGAGGAGAGGCUAAAGCGUGAAGAGGAUCAGAGAUUGAAGCUUCUAAAAGAGGAGGCGGAAAAGAAGGCUAAAGAGGAUGCCGAGAAACAAAAGGCUGAGCUGCAAGAGAGGCUGAAAAAUGAAGAAAAAGAAAGAGAGGCUCGUCGUAAGAGAGUCGAAGCAAUCAUGUUGAGGACGAGAGGGAAGAAUAACUCUAAUUCGCCAUCACAACAGAGUACGGAGGAUAAAAAUAACGAGAAUAAGUCUGACGAAGAUAAUAAGAGUGUUGAAGAGAGUAAGGUGAAUGGGACGAAAAUCGUUGAACAGCAGGAAAAUGGAACCAUCAAGAAUAUGAAAGGCGAUGAGAUUGUAGAUAACAUGUGAGUCUAUAAUGAUAAUAAUAAUAGAAUGUAUUCAUCAGUCAAAAAUUAUGCAUGGCUUUAUACUUACACAUGUGUAUGAAACUUAUCAGACAAGUCAAAACAAAAAGAAUUCAAUCUACAAAUAAGUUGUUGAGAUAGUGUAGUCGCAAAACAUAACCAAAAAAUUAUACAUGUUGAUAUUAAGUUUUUGAUUUGGGAAAGGGGAUAAUUUUUUC
Leptinotarsa decemlineata (Colorado potato beetle) is the source of this 607-nucleotide messenger RNA. RefSeq names its product calponin homology domain-containing protein DDB_G0272472-like. The record is from RefSeq and is a predicted model, not a curated record. NCBI's taxonomy places the organism in Eukaryota, Metazoa, Arthropoda, Insecta, Coleoptera, Chrysomelidae.